UUGUUCGUGGGAGGUGCAAAACCAGUGGUCACUGUACCCUUGCCUGUGUCCAGUCCCGCUCAGCCACCAAAAUCGGAACCAUCAAAGGGUGGAAAACCGGAAGCUACUACGCAAGCUGCUCCUUUCUCUUUCGGUGUGCCCAAGUACACAUCACCAGCUACUGGGUCUCCAGCAGUCUCAGAAGCUGCAAAGCCGGCUACAAAUAUCUUUGCAGGCAUAAAGUCUACCGAUAGUGUGUUCUCGAAAACUCCAGAGACGAAGCCAAGCAUGAAGAAAGAAGGAGAUGGAGACGAGGAUGAGGAUCACGAUCAUGUUGAAGAAUAUGAGCCGCAAGUGGAUUUCAAACCAGUUUGCCCACUCCCUGAGCUUGUGAACGUUGUAACGGGAGAAGAAGAUGAAAAGGUAAUUUUCGAGGAGCGCUGUAAGCUGUAUCGCUACUGUAAUGAAACUUGUGAGUGGAAGGAACGAGGAACAGGCGUUAUGAAAGUGCUUGAAAACAACAGUACGAAAAAGUGUCGCAUUGUUAUGCGCAGGGAGCAGGUGUUGAAGGUGUGCGCAAAUCAUCAGCUUUUGCCUGGCAUGACAAUCCAAGUAAUGCAGCGCCAAGAAAAAGCUAUGACAUGGUACUGUGAGGAUUUCUCCGAGGGACAAACAGUUCACGAAAAACUUUCGGCUCGAUUUGCAAGUGUGGAAGUAGCUAAUAAGUUCAAGGAAGUUUUCGAAAAUGCUGUCAAGAAUGCUGGACCAGCAGUUUCUCCUGCGAAGCCAAGUGGGACUGAAAAGAAGGAGGACAAGUCGUCAGCUAAGAAAGAGGAUGAGACUGAGACCGAGAAGAAGACUGAGGACAAGAAGGAAGAGAAGGAGCUCGAUAGUAAGGAAAACGUUUCGCAGAAGGGCUAUGGAGACCAGUUUAAGCUACAGCCUGGACAAUGGGAAUGCCCAGAAUGUUACUCCCGUACAGCUGCAGACAAGUGCCCCUGCUGUGGAUUUGCGAAAGGAGGAGAUAAGGCGCCGGCUCCUGCAACUAGUAAGUCAACACUGCCCACCUCAAGCAUUCCUCUCGGCGGAGCACCAACAAGUGAAGGACAGAAGUUUACUUUCGGUUUGAGCGCAGCGGCUGCAGCUAAGGCUUCCCCACCUGUGACGACUCCAUCAUCGUCAUCCAAUACACCAAAAUCGUCGUUAUUCGGAGCCUCUCUGACAGCAGCUCCCUCUGGCUCAACUCCGUCCAGUGGUUUUACAUUCGAGCGAAACCAUCGAUUUUCGGUGGCUCUUCUCCAAAACCACCUACAGAAGGAAGUUCAGCCUUGCCCACGUUUUCGUUUGCAAAAAAGCCCGAAGCUUCUGCAACUCCGACUUCUACAGCGGCGACGAGCGCUUCAACUCCUGUUACGUUCUCCUUCAAACCAGGUUGGUGCUUUUUGCGGCUCUUCCACGUGUAGAGUUUUGAAUAAAGCUUCACUGAUCUACAUCCACACGCCAGGCAUGGGUGGUUCCUUGUUUGGUAGUAGCAAGCUUUUUGGGGCUUCCAGCACUGCGUCCACUGUAGAGAAGAAGGAAGAGGAAAAGGACGAAAAAGAUGCGACAACACAGCCUAAGAGUGAACAAAAGGUGUUCGGCAGUGGAUUUGGUAGUAACCUUUCAUUUGCUAGUCUUGCAAAAUCAGCUUCGGGAUCUAUCUUCGACUCUGCUCAUACGCAAAAGCACAUAGCAGAAUUUGCUGCUCAAGCCAAAAAGCAAGGCGGUGUCCUUUUGCAUGGAUUAGUUUUGUAUUCUUAUUAA
Messenger RNA from Cooperia oncophora, 1782 nucleotides. NCBI's taxonomy places the organism in Eukaryota, Metazoa, Nematoda, Chromadorea, Rhabditida, Trichostrongylidae. The record is from the annotation of a GenBank genome assembly.